Gymnodraco acuticeps is the source of this 2367-nucleotide messenger RNA. Its product is annotated as origin recognition complex subunit 4-like. The record is from RefSeq and is a predicted model, not a curated record. Lineage: Eukaryota; Metazoa; Chordata; Actinopteri; Perciformes; Bathydraconidae. Gene Ontology annotation, molecular function: DNA binding. The coding region runs from base 59 to 1525 and encodes 488 amino acids. The transcript is spliced from 4 exons.
UAAGGUGAGGUUUGCAGGUGCAAAGCUGACAGAAGCAGUCCAAGCUGACGGCAACAGCAUGGAAGAAGAAAUAAUAAAGACCGAGGCAGCAGGUGAAGAUGUGGCGCCCAAUGAUGAAGAGCCUAGUGUAGACAUUUCAAAUGACAGUCCAUCUAAAAGAGGAAGGGGAAGGCCAAAGAAGCUGAAGGUUGUAGUUACCGACGUCAACCUAAUGGUUUCGGGCAUUUCUAACGGUGAACCCCCACAGACCCCGAGAGGGAGAGGACGUCCAAAACUCAUUAAACCCACAGAGCAGCAAGGAUCAGGAGACAACAAUGCCGAUGAUUCAGGGUCCCAGAAAGAGGCCAGUGAUGAAGACGACGCUUCACUAGAACAUUCUCCUAAGAAAAGAGGCCGGCCACGUGCAAAGCUGACAGAAGCAGUCCAAGCUGACGGCAACAGCAUGGAAGAAGAAAUAAUAACGACCGAGACAGCAGGUGAAGAUGUGGCGCCCAAUGAUGAAGAGCCUAGUGUAGACAUUUCCAAUGACAGUCCAUCUAAAAGAGGAAGGGGAAGGCCAAAGAAGCUGACGGUUGUAGUUACCGACGCCAACCUAAUGGUUUCGGGCAUUUCUAACGGUGAACCCCCACAGACCCCGAGAGGGAGAGGACGUCCAAAACUCAUUAAACCCACAGAGCAGCAAGGAUCAGGAGACAACAAUGCCGAUGAUUCAGGGUCCCAGAAAGAGGCCAGUGAUGAAGACGACGCUUCACCAGAACAUUCUCCUAAGAAAAGAGGCCGGCCACGUGCAAAGCUGACAGAAGCAGUCCAAGCUGACGGCAACAGCAUGGAAGAAGAAAUAAUAACGACCGAGGCGGCAGGUGAAGAUGUGGCGCCCAAUGAUGAAGAGCCUAGUGUAGACAUUUCCAAUGACAGUCCAUCUAAAAGAGGAAGGGGAAGGCCAAAGAAGCUGAAGGUUGUAGUUACCGACGUCAACCUAAUUGUUUCGGGCAUUUCUAACGGUGAACCCCCACAGACCCCGAGAGGGAGAGGACGUCCAAAACUCAUUAAACCCACAGAGCAGCAAGGAUCAGGAGACAACAAUGACGAUGAUUCAGGGUCCCAGAAAGAGGCCAGUGAUGAAGACGACGCUUCACUAGAACAUUCUCCUAAGAAAAGAGGCCGGCCACGUAAGUCUCUCAGCACCCCUGCAAAGGCUGAUACACCGAAAGGAAAUAGGGGUCGACCAAAAGGAUCCACGAAGCGCAAGUCAGAGAGUCCGAGUGAAACAGGCUCUCCCAAUAAGGAACCCAUGCUGGAAUCAGUGAAGAAGAGAGGUCGGCCCAGGAAGGUGGAGGCAGCAUCAAAUGGCAUCUCAAAGAAGUUAAGGGGAAGCUCCAGAAAAAGUAUUGAACAGGAGAGCGGAGAUGAAAAGAGGGGAAGGGGUAGACCAACAGGCUCUCCAAACAAGAAACCCCCCGCAUAUAAGGUGCCAGUUAAGGUAGGCCGCGCCACAAAGGGGAGGAUUGGUCGACCGGGAAAAUAACCGGCCACAAGAGGAAGACCAAGAAAAUACCCCCGGCCGACGCCAGAGGAGCUGAAUAAGCCACGAGUAUGGAAGCCGCUGGGAAGGCCCAGGAAAUACCCGCGUCCCAAACCUCCUGAGGAGACUUCACCGGCCCCUCCCAGAAACCGUGGCCGACCUCGCAAGACAGAAUCCAAUAAAGGCGCUCACCUACGUAAGAAUUUCCCUGGCCCUUCUUCACCACCUAAACCCUAUGUUGGACCCCUGAGAAAAAGGGGCCGUCCCCCAAAAAGUGAUGCUGAGGCCCCACGGAAAUUGGGCCGCCCUAAGGGUUCAAUCAACAAAAAUAAAGCCACAGGUGAAUUAGAAGCCACACUCUCCAACCAAAUGAAGAACAGACGGUGGAAGAGGAAGUGCAGCAGAGCGCAGAGACGUCCAUCGAGGACAUCACUGAAUAAUCGCUCAUCGAUCAGGCGGCCAGCUUUGAAGUCACAAACCAGGCCAGAUAAACAAUCCCGGUCCGACCAAAAAGUUGCUGUAGUACUUGCUGUUUAAAACAUAGAAGACAAACCUGUCAAUGAAUCCUGUUUUAAACAUUUUGUUCGUCGGCUGGGCUAGAUAUUCAGCAGCUCUUGUUUUCUCUAACGUGUCCAUCUUGUUUUAUUGUGCUUGAUUUUUAUUCUUUAUAUUCUUUAUUUGUCAUACGAGUAGUACUAAUAUCCUUUUACUAAAACUGUCAUGUUGAUUAUUAUAGACUAGUCUUUUCCAAAACAUUAGCUUAGUUUAACUGUUAAACGGUUACUGUGGAAUCACUCGGAAGGGGGGUGGAGAAAGUCCGAAAAAUGCUUAAAGGUCCCAUGUCA